Messenger RNA from Helianthus annuus (common sunflower), 1029 nucleotides. RefSeq lists its product as uncharacterized. Bases 1 to 1029 code for a protein of 342 amino acids. NCBI's taxonomy places the organism in Eukaryota, Viridiplantae, Streptophyta, Magnoliopsida, Asterales, Asteraceae. The transcript has 10 exons. The record is from RefSeq and is a predicted model, not a curated record.
AUGAGAAUGGAUAUGAUUGAUAAAGGUUUAGUUUUUAUGCUAAAUUUUCAUCGUGCUGUUUCUAGGAACUGUUAUAUGAAACUUGAAGGUCGUUGUGAUAUGGAUUCAUCAAAAAACCGUCAUUCAUUCCUAGCUUUUGUUGAUGAUGAAGAGCCUAUUUUAAUGGAAAUACCAAUUGAUUUUGCCAAAAAUCUUUGGGGCGAUAAAAUACCAUAUUAUCAAACUGUUGAAAUAAGAGAUGGAGAUAAAGUGAGGAAAAUGCGUAUUAGAAAAAAAAAUGAUGGGCCGGUCUUUACAGAUGGUUGGAUGUGGUUAGUUAAAGAAAAUCAAUUGAAAAACAAAGAUGGGGUACGGAUAACAGCAGUUGGCCAGUUGAACUUUGAAGUUUUGUGUUUUAAAGAUUUGGUAUGUAAGAACACGUAUAUUACAGCACAAGUUGAAUGCGACUAUGGAAAUUGUGUAAUGCCAGACAAAUUUUAUCCUGACUUUUACGGCAACAAUUUCAAAGGUGGAAUGGCGAAGGUUAUUUUUGGAGAAAGAUUUUGGAACGUAAGACUGGAAGGAGGUUCGAACGGUGGUUAUUUCACCGAUGGAUGGGAGAAGGUGGUUGAAGAGCUCCCUAUAGACAAAUAUUAUUACUUUGUUUUUACCAGCCUUGAUUUAUUAAGCUUUGCUGUUUCCGUAUUCGAUCCUGACACCGGAACUGAAGUUUUUUUAAAAAAGUCUACUGCGGAUGAUGAUAUGAUAGUUGAACAAAAGUUGCCGGCGGAUGUUUGUGAAGAAAAUCUGGAAGGAAAUAAAAAACAUGUUAAAGUCAAGUCCAGAGUUGAUGAAACUCAGCCAAAACGAAAUCUUCGCAGCAGAAUUAAAAGAGUUGAUGCAGCAGCAAGCAAUGCUUCUCCGGUCUUGAAAUCCACAGAAACGACAAAAAGAAAUCUUCGCAGCAGAAUUAAAAAGGUUGAUGAAGCGCCAUUGACGGGUUCUCCAUACUUGAAAUCCACAAACCUGCCGUUCUUUGUUAAUGGAUAA